AAGUAAAAUGUCUCUCUAUAAAUCAAGGCUAAAAGAAAUUGAAAAUAUUCUGGGUGAAAAGGAUAUUGACAAGAAAGCAUUAUGCAGUUUCAUUCAUAAUGGUAUACCUGAGUGUAAGAAAUACAGGCCGAUAUGUUGGAAGAUUUUGUUUAAUUAUUUGCCACUCCAAAAAAAUCGUUGGGAACAUCACCUUUUAAGACAAAGAAACAAUUACAAGAAUCUCAUUAUGGAGUUUGUAAUUCCUCCGGGAAUUAAAGAUGUUGAUUUAUCUGUUGAUCAUCCUUUAAGUGAUGGCCCUGAUUCUACAUGGAGCACUUUCUUCAAGGAAAAUGAGACUUUUCUUCUUCAAAUAGAUCGAGAUGUUCGAAGACUUCUUCCCGAUAUUUCAUUUUUCCAAGAGCCAACGAAGUUUCCUUGUGAAAUAGUUGUAAACAGUGAUAGUGAUAUACGCCUCCAUUCUAGGGUUGCCCCAAAACAACUUAGUUAUGCAAAUGUUGAACGAAAGGGACUUGGAAUAACAAAGAUAAAUCUCAUAUUGAAACGUGCAGCUGAGAGUUACAGUGCUAUGGAGAAAGGAAAGGAAGCAAACUGGGAAGUCGUUGAGAGAAUUCUUUUCAUUUAUGCAAAAUUAAAUCCAGGUCAAGGUUACGUUCAAGGAAUGAAUGAAAUUAUCGGUCCAAUAUAUUAUGUAUUUGCUUCCAACGAAGACCAUGCAGAAUAUGCGGAAGCUGAUUGCUUUUGGUGUUUUACAGCUUUGAUGAGUGAAAUACGAGAUUUUUUUAUAAAAUCCUUAGACGAGUCCGAAAAUGGGAUCAGGGGAAUGAUGAACAAAUUGUCGAAACUUUUAGAAGAAAAAGACAUUCAUGUUUACAAAAGACUUCAGGAACAGGGCAUUUUUCCCCAGUAUUACAGUUUUCGAUGGCUCACCUUACUUUUAAGUCAGGAAUUUCCUUUGCCUGAUGUACUGAGAUUGUGGGACUCAAUUCUAGCUGAUGAAAAUAGAUUCGAAUAUCUCAUAUACAUAUGCUGUGCUAUGAUAAUCAUUAUUCGUGAUCAACUACUUGAAAAUGAUUUCGAGCAUAAUGUCAAAAUACUUCAAAACUUUCCUUCUAUAGAUGUAAAUUUUGUGCUACAACGUGCAAUCCAAUUACGAGAAUCAUAGCAAGUUGCUUUUCUCGAUAAUCAGCGGUUUCACAAAAAUUUAAAUUCUUAGAAGAGAAACGUUAAUUUUCGUUUAACACAAAAGUCUUAAUGAUUUACAAGAAUAUCAUAACGUUAUCGUGACUCAGCCUUGUCAACAACACAAUCAACUGAGGCGUAAAAUAUUAAUUAAAUGAGCUCUUUGUAUUUCUAAGUAGAAUGAUUUAAUUGAAAACUCUUGAGAAACUUUUUAUAUUAAUUUUUCUAUGAUAAAUAUCUCGCUAUUACCAACAUAAUAGAAUACCGAAAACUUUAUUUUCUUUUGAAAUUCAGUUUAUUACUUAACUACAAAAUAUUCAAAGUCAAAAGAUUAAACUCAAACCUUAUAAAAGUCAAAAAAUCAAAACUCUAUUUUUCAGAAUGAUUUGAAUGAAGUGGAAUGAAAACUCGACAAACCUGAAGAAAACAUAAAUUUUACACACAUUUUUGACAGCAGUACAAAAGUUUAAGCUGCUUUCUCAGUACUUAGUUCAAUUAUCCUUCGUUUCUAGUUUUAAACGAAACAUGCUUGGAUGAUAAACGAGAAACAAUUAAUUAAACUUAUACAUGUAAAAAACAAAACGAAUUAAUUUCUAAUAUUUACCAAUAAAACAAUUUUAAAACUCAGUUCACAAAUCGACUUUA
Clunio marinus is the source of this 1824-nucleotide messenger RNA. The record is from the annotation of a GenBank genome assembly. Lineage: Eukaryota; Metazoa; Arthropoda; Insecta; Diptera; Chironomidae.